AUGUUCUUUCGAUCUGCAAUCUCGGCUUUCCGCCCGGUCUCACGGCCAUUCCUGCGUCCCAUCCGCUCCCCGGCCUUUAAGCUUCCCUCGGUCCUCCAUGCGCGCCUCUUGUCUGCGGAUACCAAGGCGGCAAUUGAUAAGGCCGUUGCUUCCGCACCUGUCGUUCUUUUCAUGAAGGGCACUCCCGAAACGCCUCAGUGCGGGUUCUCGCGCGCAAGCAUUCAAAUUCUGGGUCUGCAGGGCGUUGACCCCAAGAAAUUUGUCGCGUUCAAUGUGCUCGAAGACCCCGAACUCCGCCAGGGCGUCAAAGAAUACUCGGAUUGGCCGACUAUCCCCCAGCUGUACCUGGACAAAGAGUUCGUCGGAGGCUGUGAUAUCUUAAUGUCUAUGCACCAGAAUGGAGAACUUGCCAAAAUGCUGGAGGGGAAGGGUGUUCUGGUCGCGGCGGAUCAGUGA
This is a messenger RNA of Penicillium maclennaniae, 456 nucleotides long. RefSeq names its product monothiol glutaredoxin GRX5. NCBI's taxonomy places the organism in Eukaryota, Fungi, Ascomycota, Eurotiomycetes, Eurotiales, Aspergillaceae. The record is from RefSeq and is a predicted model, not a curated record. The transcript has 3 exons. The coding region runs from base 1 to 456 and encodes 151 amino acids.